Triticum aestivum (bread wheat) is the source of this 2304-nucleotide messenger RNA. Its product is annotated as F-box protein At5g49610. Lineage: Eukaryota; Viridiplantae; Streptophyta; Magnoliopsida; Poales; Poaceae. The record is from RefSeq and is a predicted model, not a curated record. Gene Ontology annotation, molecular function: protein binding. The transcript is spliced from 2 exons. Bases 1 to 1224 code for a protein of 407 amino acids.
AUGGCUGCACGGAGGAGGACAGCCCGCCGGCCACCCGGCGGCCGGCGCCGCCACGACGGCGGUCCGCCCCAUCGUACGCUGCCGUUCCCCGACAUUGCUACCGUGGCUUGUGAGAAGCAGAAACAACAGCCGGUGGAGAGCAUGAGCAUCCCUGAAGGCCCCCUCGUCGAGAUCCUCUCGCGGGUGCCCUACAAGUCACUCUGCCGCUUCAAGUGCGUGUCCAAGCCGUGGUUCGCCCUCUGCUCCGACCGAGAAAUCCUCAAGAAGUCGCCGCAGAGCCUAGCCGGAUUCUUUCUCAACUUCGGAGGUAACAUCUGUGUCCGUAAUUUAUCUGGGCGAGGCCCGCCUCUGGUCGACCUCAAUCUCCAGUUCCUGCGCGAGAACUACAAACGCGUGUGGCUUGAACAAUGCUGCGGCGGCCUUCUCCUUUGCGACUGCGCGAAAUCCCGUUCCCUCGGAGGCGGAGGCGGAGGCGGACAUGACUAUGUUGUGUGCAAUCCUGCAACUAAGGAGUGGACUGUGCUGCCUCAUAUACAAUUUUUGGUUCAAGGCAUCGUCAAUGUCGGACCACUCAUUUACUUGGGCUUCGAUGCGGCCGUUCCCUCCCGCUUUGUGGCGUUUGCCCUGUCUGCACCCGAGGCACCAAACCACGGACAAGUGUCUAUCUACUCAUCAGAAACUGGGCGGUGGACUUCUGUUCAGAGUAAGUGGGCCUCUGGAACCACUGUGAAUAGACAUGCAGGGUAUGUGUUUCUGAAUGGCGCUAUGCAUUUGACUACCUUUAGUAACUCAAUAGUCACGGUCGACGCGGAGGGGAAAGUUUGGAGGGAGAUUGAAAUGCCAGAUGACUUGCCAACCCUGUUUACACAUUAUUCCAUUGGCCAGUCUCAGGGGCUCUUGUAUGCUUGGAGGAUUGAGAAUGUUGAUGAUUACCAACUCUAUAUUUGGGUUCUAGAGGAUUACAUUAAUGGAAAGUGGGCACUAAAGCAUACAAUGAGCGUUUUAAAAUUGUUCACAAGGCAUCACAAAGGAUACUCCUAUUCCUAUACCAUGUUUGCAGUCCAUCCAGAUUGUAAUGUGAUUUUCGUUACCAACAAACAGAAGUUAAUAAUGUCGUACAAUAUGGAUAAUCAGAAAGUGCGUGUCUUCUCCACUUCUACACAAUCCAGGUUUGGUCUACCUUACAUUCCCUGUUUUGCAGAAUGGCCGUCAGCUGGUCAGUGAGAGUCAGUGCAGAAUGACACGACACGGUAUGAAAAAAUAUAAGUUGCUAUGGACUUAAUGUGCCAGUAGCUUGGAUAUGUCCGAAGUCCUAUGUCUUUAUCUGUUGGUGUUUGGGUGCAUGACUUUUGUGGCUUCAAACAAUGUUGGUUAGAGAAGACUUUGUAAGGGUAAAUUGGUAAAGCUUAGUUGCCUGAAUGAACCUAGUCAUUCAAUCUAUUUGCCAUCAUGUAUUACUGGUUAUUGUCGCAACUUGCUAGCUCUUGCUAUGGGUAGUUUAAGACACUGAGAGUGCAUUAUUUAUAUGUGAAAUGGUUUGCAUUUUCACCUCUCUUCCAUUUAUUUUGUGCAAGUAAAUAUCUUCUACAAUAUGUACAUACUAUUAUCCAUCAAUGCCAAAUAUUCAUUUCUCCCUGUUUUUAUGCAUUUGUAAGACAGUUCUUUCAAAACCUAGGAAACAUAGUUCUUUCAUCUUGUUUUGUGGUCAAGGGAAGAGGACUUUCUGAGGGAAACAGAAAAAACAUGAUUAACAUAUAGAUAUGUCUAGUAAUAUUGGGAUGAUACCAUGCAUACAAUAAGUUCACCAUUCACCACUAUCACUUACACUCCCCCGAUUUAUUUUUAGUUCUUGAUUACAUAGAGCUGUCACUGCGAGGACUAUUCUCCUAGUUGAAUUCUAUCUAGAUUGUUAAAUUGAUAGCUCGCCAUCCAACUAAAUCUAUUUUUCAGCAUCUUAUGAUUUUGUUGACCAUAAUGUUACCUCACAGUACUUUUUUGUCCCGUACUGUCUACCCAGCAUUCUGCUAGACUGUAUUGAGUUCCUUGAAUUUGUUUCUAAUUGUCAUUUUCAUUUUUACUUUUGCGCGCUCUUUACGACAAGCUGGGCAGGACACCCUUUAUUUAGCAAUACCACACGAGACAUGUUAGCUUUGCCCCAUUACUUGUAACAUUUUUUUUCUAAUGCUAAGUUUUUUUUUGAAUUGUUUUUUUUUGAGGGCUAAUGGCAGGUGCUCUGCCUUUUCAUUAUAGUUCAGGAAUUUACAAGGGAAAAAGUCUGAAGCCCUAAGGCAGACAAAAAAGAUA